AUGAAUUUGCCAUCCGCCCUCAAGGCAUAUUCUGUUCUGACGAAAAUCUCUGAUUCCUUGAUCCGUGGUAAGGUCGACGAGGGGACGCUUGACCUACUCGAGAUUCUCGAGAAGCUUCAAAGUUCGGUACUCAAGGAGUCUCACAAGUCUGCUUAUUGCUGGACGGCUGUUGAGUGCACGCUUAGAUUCAUGUGGCCGUUGGAUCCUUCUUCGGAUGGUUUGUUCACGGACUCUGUUGAGAGGAUAUGGACGAAAAGGAUUGGGGUUUUGAAAGAGAGUGGGAGCGGUUUAGAGAGCGAUGAGUUGUUGAAAUAG
This is a messenger RNA of Eruca vesicaria subsp. sativa (arugula), 315 nucleotides long. The record is from the annotation of a GenBank genome assembly. NCBI's taxonomy places the organism in Eukaryota, Viridiplantae, Streptophyta, Magnoliopsida, Brassicales, Brassicaceae.